AUGCAGCUUUCUGGCCGCGUCCUGGGGUUCCUAUUCGCAGUCGGUCUUGUUUGUUGCUUCACGAUGCCCGGCGCAGCAGCAGCAGGGUCCUCCCCCGAGGAGCUGCAGCAGCAUUUGGAUAAUGCAACUCAGGUGGUGGAGUUCUCGCACGUGGGAGGCGCGGAGUCCGCAGACACUGCUGAGAUCCGCGUGCCCGUGGGGUCCACUGUGGUGGUGCGGCUUCAGAGCGUUGGGGGCUACAGGCCAGUGUUGGUGAGUGCCCAGAGUGGGGCUGUGGGCCUCUCCGAGCUUUCCCAGGCUUCCCCCAGCUCGGCCGAAGACGUCAAGCAGCUCAUAGAACAGGGGCCCCCCAUCCCCGAGGGUCUGCAGGUACAGCUUCCCACGCCUUUCACCGCCCCCUCAAGCGGAGGCGGCAUGGGCCUCGUGGGGGCCCCCGUCCCGUUUCUAAGUGUGAUCCGGGCGGGCGAGGCGGGCACCUACUCGCUGAGAUAUGACAUUGUGAGGCCCUGGGCCCCUUCUGAUGGCUCCCAGUUCCUGCUGAAGCUCCACGUGGAGAAGUCCUGA
Messenger RNA from Eimeria necatrix, 564 nucleotides. RefSeq lists its product as hypothetical. Bases 1 to 564 code for a protein of 187 amino acids. Lineage: Eukaryota; Apicomplexa; Conoidasida; Eucoccidiorida; Eimeriidae. The record is from RefSeq and is a predicted model, not a curated record. The transcript is spliced from 3 exons.